AUUUUUGCAGAGCAGACUGAAUUCAUGCGAACACGUUUGACCUCAGAAAAGUUUGUUCCUAACACGUAGCUGGUCUUAAUUUCUCCUUAAGGAACACUUUUAAAGGAAAUAUCACAAAACAGAACAUGAAAUCAGCAUCUGUCCUUGGGAUGAUGUGGGUCAACAUCCGUGUUUGUCUCCCCUUCACAUUAAUGGUCAUCGCUUUGAGUGGUGCAGUGCGAUUAGAUGGUGCUCCCGUCACCUACUACAUGAACCUUCUGCUUUCAAACCUUGUCCAGCUGGGUGCUAUGGUUGCCUUAAUGACGAAGAUAAAUGAGUAUCAAUCCAAUACAGAAUUUCCUAUUGUUUUCGGCUGUGGUGCAUUAGCCAGUCUUUGCUUCAGAACAAUCAUUGCUCUUGAGAGAUAUUUUCUUAUCUCCUGGCCACAGCUUCACUUCAUCAGACAAACAAAAGUUUCUGUCCUGUUCUGUCUUUUGAUCUGGGUUUUUUGUGUAGUUAUUUUUCCUGUUUUUAUACAUCUUGGACUAUUUUUAUUAUUCUGUAUUUUCCCCUUUAUUCCUGCUCCAGUGUUCAUCCUCUGCCUCACUCUCACCAUCAAAAACCUGCGCAAAGCCACCUCCGUCUCUGCCAGAGAAAAAAAAAGAAUUAUUGGAAGUUUACUUCUGUUGUUCUGUGUUUACUCUUUAAUGGUUCUUCCUCUAAUUUAUUAUUUGUUCGGGUUUCGUCUCAAACAAAAAAUCUCCUUGUGCUUUUUUCUGUUAAGUCCUUUCAUGGACUUAAUUCUGUUUCUCUUUAUGUAUAAAAACUUGACAAGCUGCUGCAGUGUUUCUGCAGCUGCAGAACGGGAGUCACUGAAGGAAAGAGAAACAAUCAAAACAAUGUUUGAAGAUUAUCUUAACGUGAUGAUUUGGAUGGACAUCCGUGUCUGUUUUCCCUUCACUUUGCUGGCCGUCGGUUUGUGUUUUAUGGUAUAUUUGGACCAGCAUCCAGUUGCCUACUAUGUGAACCUGCUUAUUGCUAAUCUAAUCCAACUCAUCACUCUGAUUUUUAUUGCAACUAAUAACCUAAAAGAUUUAGAUGACAUAAAUUCCACAUGUGUUAUUAUCUACGGUGCUAAUGCAAUGGCUAGUCUCUACUUCAGAGUGAUUAUUGCUCUGGAAAGGUGUUUCUUCAUUAUCUGGCCAAAGCUGCAGUUCAUCAGACAAACAAAGACAUCUGCGAUUAUCUGUAUUUUGGUCUGGAUCCUCUGCAUUGUGCUUUUCCCUCUUUUGAUAUUUUUUUAUCAGAGAUUGAUCUUCUUUGUUUUUGCUCUGAUUCCUUCACCCAUGUUCAUCAUCUGUCCACUUGGAACCUUCUUUUCUCUGCCAAGAGCUACCUCAGUAUCUCCUGAGGGAAGACGUAGAAUUGUGGGGACUAUGUUUCUGUUGAUAGUUAACUACACCCUAACAAUUGUUCCACCAACUAUUGGCUUUAUUUCUUAUAUACCUUCUGAUCGAUAUUAUGAACAACAGGUUUUAGUGACCUUGUUUCUUCUCAGUCCUUUCAUUGAUCUAUUUCUGUUUGUUUUCAUGCGCAAAGGACCUAUUGACGACUUUCUAUCAUGUCUCUGCUGCUGUAAGAUGGAAACCUCUGCAGUAGAUGACAGCAGUUUAUCUGCUUGAGUUUGGCUCAGAUAGUUAAUAGAAGAAAUUAACACUGUCUAAGAACAAAUCCAAUGGGACUUUAACCCCUUUAUGCCUGAAUAUACAAAAAUAUAUACAAAUGUUUUUGUGACUUACCAUUGGCUGUUGUUUCAAGCCUGGAAAUAUCUCUAAUUUUUUGUAACAUUUAUUUGCUGAGUUGGAAAAUUAGGUUAAUUUCCCCAGAUGGACAGACUUAAACCUAUAAUACGGCGGUUCAUAUGGGGUGCCGUUUGUAAAGUUAAGCUGUCAAAAAUGAGAAGCAAUACGUAUGGUUAUUUAGUGUGUUUUAAUAAAAAUAAUGUUUUUUUUCCGAAGUAAAUUUUUCAAUAUGUCAUUGAGUUAUUUAUAAAAAUCUAAGUUUGAAAUUAAAUAUUUAGGUUGUCAUUUAUAAAACUGUCAGCAAGCUAAGUAUUUAUUUACCAAACUAAAUAUUCUUCCUGCGAUGGACUGGCAGACCAUCCACGGCGCUAGCUUCAUAUUUUUUAACUGCAAACUGUCAUGAUUGUGCACUUUUUAGCUCUGUUUAAAUUUUCUUUUUGAGAUUUCAGUUAUACUUUGAUUAAUGUCUUUAUGGGUUUUUUUUGUUCAUUGUAUUCAAUUUAAUUUUGUGUCAUUCUAGCUGUUUUUCUGAUUGUAUUUGAGUUCUUAUGUAUUUCUUUUUUACUCUCUGUUACCCUAUUGUGUCAGUCUAUUUUCCCUUAGCUCCUUUCGAGUUCCCUCUGUCCAUACCUGCUCCCAAUCAGUUGAUUACUCCAUUCUUUGUUCUGCUUGGUAUUUUUACUCCUCUUCUGCAGUUACUGAGGGCUGAAUUAUCUUCAUUCCCUCCUCAUGUGUUCUCCUUUGUUAUCAUUCCUUUAUCCCUUAUUCGGUUAUUUUUGGAUUUAUGCUUCAAUUGCCACCGUUGGUAAUUAAAUCUGCAAGAAACCAUCUCAGCUUCCUUCUCUGCAUUUGGAUCCUCUAAAAACCUCCACACAACCUGACACAAGAUAAAUAUUUAUUUAUCAAACUAAGAAUUUACUUUAUAAAAUAACUAAUCAACAUAAUAAACAUUUAGUUUGGAAAAUAAAUAUUUAGCUUGCUAACAAAUCUUUUAACUGAGAAUCUAAAUAUUUAGUGAACUUUGAUUCUUAUAAAUAGAUGAAUGAUAUACGGCAAAAAAAUGACUCCCUUAUUGUUCUCUUAAAACAUGCUAAAUAACCAUAAAUAUUGCAAUUAAGUUUUGACUGCUUAACAUUACAAACUAUACCCAAUAACUUCAUUGUUAACACAGUGAAUACAUGUCAGCAGAAAAGGAAGCCCAAACCAUCAGCCCUCCACCACCAUGCUUGACUAUUGAAUAUACUUUGGUCUAAUUUGACCAAAGUACAAUAAUCUAUUAGAUUUGUGUAUAUUUAGAUUGAAGUGCAAACAUCGACAAUGUGUUUAGAGAAAAAAGACAUUUCUCUUUGAAUCGAUCUCAUUCAGCUUUUCUUAUUAUCUACCUUUACUUUAACAAGCUAGCUUUGGCCUAUACAUUCUAAGAAAGGGGCUUCUGGUUUAUCCUUCUAUCCACUGUAAAGUGUAAAUUUUUGGGUAGAUUUAUUUUGAAUUGCAUGCAGAUCGGCUGCUGUUUUCCUUGUAUUAUUUUU
Molecule: messenger RNA, 3310 nt
Organism: Cyprinodon tularosa
Lineage: Eukaryota; Metazoa; Chordata; Actinopteri; Cyprinodontiformes; Cyprinodontidae
Exons: 7
Coding region: 126-1661 (511 amino acids)
Biological process (GO): phospholipase C-activating G protein-coupled receptor signaling pathway; positive regulation of Rho protein signal transduction
Molecular function (GO): G protein-coupled receptor activity
Source: RefSeq, a predicted model, not a curated record